CAAUAAAAAUUCUUUUAAAGUAUAAUAAAUCUAAGUUAAAUUGUAAACAAACAAACAAAAAAUAGAGAGGUCAGUGCUUAAAUGCCAGUGGUAGUUGAUGUAGGAAGAGAGCAGAGGUAUCAGAGACUCCCCUGGGCUGGAGAGGUGAGGGAGGACUUUCAGGGGAACAGGCAGACUGCUUUCCAGGAUUUGGUGGGCUGGAGAAGACAUGCCAGGGGGAAGGAGGAGGGCAGGAAAUAUGGUUAUUCUUAGAUGCCAGUCACACUGCCCUUGACAUAGUUUGGGAGCGUGUCAUGGCCCGUGGGCUUAUUUAAGGUUAAUUUUUCUUUUCUUUUUUUCUUUUUCUCUUUCUUUCUCUCUUUCUCUCUCCCUCCCUCCCUCCCUCCCUCCCUCUCUCUCUCUCUUUUUUUUUAUACCAGCUGAAGAUACAGUAGCUGUACACAUGUCCACCAGGGAGGGCUUUGUUUGAUCAGAACAGUCAUUAUGUUUGAGUGAGUUUUCAGCAUUAAUAAUAGGAAAAUUUCACCUAGAAAUCUGGAUAAUCUGCUUCUCUGUGAACAAAUUAUUCUCUCUGUGCUUGGUCCACAUUCUGGGUUGACAGAAUUUCCAAUUAGACAUGGCCUGCCAGGUCCACAUGUUCACUUCCUACCUUUCCCUUUGUCCCCAGGGACAUUGAGGUGGAAACCACUGACCAAAUCACACCCUCCUAGCAUCACUCCUUGACUUUUCCCUGCCUGGCCUGGAAAGUUCUUUUUGGCACAGGUCAGCCAGAGUCUGAAUGCCAGGCUGGAGUGGGGACUGUCCUUUGGAGUAAGCUGUGUUUUGAAGGAGGAGUGGGAAUUCCUGGACCCUGCUCAGAGGGACUUGUACAAAGAUGUGAUGUUGGAGAACUAUAGCAGCUUGGUUUCACUGGGAACCAGAAGGCCUAAACCAUCUGUAAUCUCCUUGCUUGAGAAUGGGAAAGAGCCAUGGAGGGAGAAUUGUGACACAAGCCACAAGCUUAGAGUGAAGAAAUGUUGGCUCUGAGAAGACAAGGAAAUUGUUUCAGGCUCUGCAGUCUCUUGCUGGUUUGGUAUUGAAAUUUGGCAAUGUUUGCCUCCGGCUGAAUUUCCGUGGAGUAAUAAAGGACUUUGUUCUCCAAAAGAGAAAACUGAAGAAGGAAGGAAGAAUGGCUGUUGGACUAUGUAAAGCCAUGUCCCAGGGUUUGGUGACCUUUGGGGAUGUGGCUCUAAAUUUUUCCCAAGAGGAGUGGGAAUGGCUGGACUCAUCUCAGAAGGAUUUGUACAGAGAUGUCAUGUUGGAGAACUACAGGAACUUGGUAUGGCUUGGACUCUCCAUUUCUAAGCCCAACAUGAUCUCCUUAUUGGAGCAAGGGAAGGAACCUUGGAUGGUGGAAAGAGAGAUGUCUGAUGGUCAAUAUGCAGACUGGGAGUCUUGGUAUGAAAUCAAGGCAUUAUCUCCAAAAUGGUACAUUGAUGAAGAGGAAAUAUCCCAGGGGAUGGUAAUGGAAAGACUUACAAGUUAUGGCCUUGAAUCCUCCAGUUUCAGAGAAGCCUGGAAAUCUGAGGGUGUAUUCGAGCGGCAGCAAGGAAAUCAGGAGAGGCAUUUCAGGCAAGUGACAGCUCUUAAGGAAAUCUCUGCUGUGAGAAGAGACAAUGAAUGUAAUAAUUCUGAGAGAAGCGUUCUCUUGAAGUCAGUACUUUUAACACAACAGAGAGUUCCCACAAUAGAGCAAGUACAUAAAUUUGAUAUCUAUGACAAAAUUCUCCCCCCAAAUUCAGUUCUAAUUGAACAUAAAAGACUACAUGCUGAGAAGGAAUCUUUGAUAGGUAAUGAAUGCGAAGAAUUUGACCAGAGUACCUACCUUGGUAAAGAUGCAGAAAUUCCUCCUGGGGAGAAACCUUAUGAAAGUAGUGAUUUUUCAAAUCUCUUAAGUUUCCACUCAUUACUGACUCAACAUCACACAACACAUUUUGGAAAGUUACCCCAUGGGUACGAUGAAUGUGGUGAUGCCUUUAGCUGUUACUCGUUCUUUACUCAACCUCAGAGAAUUCACAGUAGAGAGAAACCAUAUGCAUGCAGUGAUUGUGGAAAAGCCUUUAGCCAUGACUUCUUUCUCAGUGAGCAUCAGAGAGCUCAUAUUGGGGAGAAACCAUAUGAAUGUAAGGAAUGUAACAAAGCUUUCAGACAGAGUGCACACCUUGCUCAACAUCAGAGAAUCCACACUGGAGAGAAACCCUUUGUGUGCAACGAAUGUGGGAAGGCCUUUAGCCGUUAUGCCUUCCUUGUUGAACAUCAGAGAAUUCACACAGGAGAGAAACCCUAUGAAUGUAAGGAAUGUAACAAAGCCUUCAGACAGAGUGCACACCUUAAUCAACAUCAGAGAAUUCACACUGGAGAGAAACCCUAUGAAUGUAAUCAAUGUGGAAAAGCCUUCAGCAGACGCAUAGCCCUUACUCUGCAUCAAAGAAUUCAUACAGGAGAGAAACCCUUUAAAUGUAAUGAAUGUGGGAAGACCUUUGGCUAUCGCUCACACCUUAAUCAACAUCAGAGAAUUCACACUGGUGAAAAGCCCUAUGAGUGCAUCAAAUGUGGGAAAUUUUUUAGGACUGACUCACAACUUAAUCGACAUCAUAGAAUUCAUACUGGAGAGAGACCUUUUGAAUGUAGUAAAUGUGGGAAAGCUUUCAGUGAUGCUUUAGUUCUGAUUCAUCAUAAGAGAAGCCAUGCAGGAGAGAAACCCUAUGAAUGUAACAAAUGUGGAAAGGCCUUCAGUUGUGGCUCAUACCUUAAUCAACAUCAGAGAAUUCAUACUGGAGAGAAACCCUAUGAAUGUAAUGAAUGUGGGAAGGCUUUCCAUCAGAUCUUGUCCCUUAGGCUACACCAGAGAAUUCAUGCUGGAGAAAAACCCUAUAACUGUAAUGAGUGUGGGAACAAUUUUAGCUGUGCUUCAGCCCUUAGACGACAUCAGAAAAUUCAUAAUAGAGAAACUCUCUGAUAUAUAUAUCAAGUAUAAGAAAGAAAACAUUUAGUCACCACUCAGUUCUUAUUAAAUAAAUAUCAGUGAAUUCUUCAGUUAGUAAUUCUAUGAAUGUAGUACAUAUGGAGAAGCCUUCAGUUCAUGAGCAUCCCUUAUUUGAAAUAGCCUGAGUAGUAGACAUCCAUUACUUUUGGAUCUGUUCUGUGCCCCAUUUGAGACUUAUCUCACCCUCAUUGCGUAUCACCCUGAUGAAAUCAUUUAAUCAGGAAGAGCAGUAUCCACUGCUGUGGUUGUAGGCUGGCCAAUUAUUUUCUUCAACCUAAUGAUAGAUAAGGGAUUUACAAAUGGCCCUGUCUAGACCAGUAGAGCCCUAGGGAGUUGUUAUGCGUAGUAAGAGAAGAUCUUUUUUUCCCCCUGGAAUUGCAAGUUUCAAGGAUUUGGUAAGGUUAAAAACUCACCAGUAGCCUUUUUGCCACCACAUGAAGAAAGCCAUCCCAGGAUAAAUCCAACACAAAAGAAAAUGGAGGUCAGAGACAGAAAUCUGAAGAUAUUGUUUGAUCUUAUGGAUACAGCCAUGUCUGAAGUCUAUACAAUCUUUUACCUUAUCAUUUUUGUGACCUAAUAAAUUUCCUUUUUUUGUUUAAGUU
This is a messenger RNA of Hippopotamus amphibius kiboko, 3627 nucleotides long. RefSeq names its product zinc finger protein 527 (gene ZNF527). Gene Ontology annotation, molecular function: RNA polymerase II cis-regulatory region sequence-specific DNA binding; DNA-binding transcription factor activity, RNA polymerase II-specific. The transcript is spliced from 8 exons. Bases 1169 to 2998 code for a protein of 609 amino acids. The record is from RefSeq and is a predicted model, not a curated record. NCBI's taxonomy places the organism in Eukaryota, Metazoa, Chordata, Mammalia, Artiodactyla, Hippopotamidae. Gene Ontology annotation, biological process: regulation of DNA-templated transcription.